AUGGACGCCUUGUGUCCGGAAAUCGAACGGUUGGUGGCGUGCUACACGUGUGGCGGGCAGUCGUUGCCACCGUACCAGUUGUGCGUGGAGGCUCACGUGGCCUGUCCCGCGUGCACCAAGUACCAGUCGCGGUGCGCGUGUGGUUGCCGAUUCCUCAAAAGGUCGAACACGACGUUGGACUGGCUGGUGUCCGCGAUGAAGUUGAGGUGUAAGUACCGCGCGAAUGGCAUGAUGGACAGCGGGUCACCCGUCCCCGGACAAGUGGACUGCGCGAAUGAGUGGUACACAGUCGAGGAACUCCGUGACCACUACCGGACGGGUUGCAUGAGGAACUUGUUCACGUGCCCGAUGAAGAACUGCGGGUACGUGGCCCGCGUGGACACCAUAACCAACCACUACGAUACGGAUCACGGCCCGCUCCCGCGGAUCAGCCCUGACCUCAACUGCGCCACGUUCCAGUUACCGGCCAAGAGGCAGGCGGAAACCAUAAAAAAGAUUUUCAACGGAUACUUUAUGUUCAGCGUGAAGCCUCAACGUCGCUGGCACAAGGACAUCAACUCGCUACUGUCCAUGCAAAACAUCAAUCCUUCAGAUCGUUUUCAUUACACGUACACCGCAACUCAAGAGUCGCACCAGAAAAUGCUUACGGUCACCGUGUCGUUGGUGGAGACGUACAGCUCCCCAACGUAUAAUAUUUUGUAG
Molecule: messenger RNA, 702 nt
Organism: Macrosiphum euphorbiae (potato aphid)
Lineage: Eukaryota; Metazoa; Arthropoda; Insecta; Hemiptera; Aphididae
Source: the annotation of a GenBank genome assembly